AUGUCUCGACGGGCACCGAACCCCGCCGCCGAUCGAGCGGCGCAGAACCAGGCCACCAUCAAGAGCCUCCUGAGGUUGGAGCCUAACAAAGUGUGUGCAGAUUGCAAGAGGAACAAACAUCCCAGAUGGGCCAGUUGGAACCUCGGCGUCUUCGUCUGCAUCCGAUGCUCUGGCAUUCAUCGUGGCAUGGGAACACACAUCAGCAGAGUCAAAUCUGUUGAUCUGGACUCCUGGACCGACGAACAAAUGCAGAGCAUAUUGAGCUGGGGAAAUGCGCGCGCCAACAAAUACUGGGAAGCCAAGCUUGCCGCUGGUCACGCCCCUUCCGAAGCCAAGAUCGAGAACUUUAUUCGAACCAAGUAUGAGCUGAAGCGCUGGGUCAUGGACGGUCCGAUGCCCGAUCCUGCUAGCUUGGAUGUUGACGGCGACGAUGAUGUUCCAUUGAGUUUGGUCAAAGAAAAGCAAGUUAUUGAACGAAAGGAGUCUAUUAGAAAGGCGUCGAUUGGACAGUCUCAGGCACCGCGCAAAAUUGCAACGCCAGAAGUUGACUUGAUUGGUGGUGACGAUCCAGUUUCUUCUCGAUCGAGUACCUCUGGUCCUCCGGCUGCGAAGGUGCCACCUAAGGCCGAACCUGCGGCUCCUAAAACAACAAGCACCCGAGAUUCAUUGCUUGGCCUAGACUUCCUGGGAGGCUCAACUGCUCCUCCUCGCCCUGCUAGCACCCCAGGGGUUACUUCACCGGGAGCUCAGUCACGGCCCGACCUCAAACAGUCUAUUCUCUCUCUCUAUGCUUCCGCGCCGAAGUCACAGCCUCAACAACAAACUCAGCAACAAGCGUUUGGGGGCAUGGGCCACCAACAGCAGGGCUCCAUGGGAGGUUUCCACGACUCCUUUGGGGGUCUAAAUCUAUCUAGCUCUACAGGCCCAAAACCUGCUGCUGUUGAUCCUUUUGCGAAUCUUGCAGGCGCAUCCUCAAGCAAUAGGGCUACACCGCAGGCUUCUAACACGAGUGCGUUCGGCGGUCUCAGUGGUGGCGGCUUUUUUGACUCGAAGCCCGCUCAACAGCAGCCUAUUUCGCACCAGCAAAAGCCUUCAAACUCAGGAUUCGGAGGAUUCUCAUCCUUUUCCUCUCCUCCUCCCACGCAGACAGCUACGGCGCCGGCGCCGAAGCCCUCAUCUUCCGCCAUGGGCGAUCUGUUUGACUUGUCUGCGCCAGUUACGCAGAGCUCCCCCCCGCCACCUCAGGUUACGUCGCCAUCAGCGACGACCAACUCCGUUUUCAACCUGUCUUCACCUCAAACUAAACCUGCCGCACCUGCUGCUGCAAAUACCUCGUCAGCAUUCGGGUCCUCUGGCUUAUCUGGUGUUGAUGCCUGGGGUAGCAACGAGUGGAAUGCACCGGCUCCCGCAGCAGCAGCAGCACCACCACCACCAAUGGCGCCGGUAUCUAAGAGUCCCCCGCAGCCCAAAGCCCCGGCAGCCGAUUUCGGAUGGGGAAAUACCAGUUCCUCCUUUGCCAACACACCAAUUGUACCCGGUGCCGGUGGAGGCUUCAACCCUGCACCCAAGGUGACUGCUGAUGAAGAGUUCGGGGGAUGGGCCAGCAGUACCGGCGCAGCAAACGGCGGAAAGCCUGCUGUGCCAAAGUCAGGAUUCGGCGGCGACGAUGAUCUAUUCAGCAACGUCUGGCAGUAG
This is a messenger RNA of Pochonia chlamydosporia 170, 1695 nucleotides long. Its product is annotated as stromal membrane-associated protein 1. The record is from RefSeq and is a predicted model, not a curated record. The transcript has 2 exons. Bases 1 to 1695 code for a protein of 564 amino acids. Gene Ontology annotation, molecular function: metal ion binding; GTPase activator activity. Gene Ontology annotation, cellular component: Golgi apparatus. Lineage: Eukaryota; Fungi; Ascomycota; Sordariomycetes; Hypocreales; Clavicipitaceae. Gene Ontology annotation, biological process: intra-Golgi vesicle-mediated transport; endoplasmic reticulum to Golgi vesicle-mediated transport; endocytosis.